Zingiber officinale is the source of this 1117-nucleotide messenger RNA. RefSeq names its product cold-regulated 413 inner membrane protein 1, chloroplastic-like. The transcript is spliced from 6 exons. Lineage: Eukaryota; Viridiplantae; Streptophyta; Magnoliopsida; Zingiberales; Zingiberaceae. The record is from RefSeq and is a predicted model, not a curated record. Gene Ontology annotation, cellular component: membrane. The coding region runs from base 177 to 854 and encodes 225 amino acids.
AAGCCAUAUGGUUGGAUCAUAUGGAAGGUGUCAUUCAAUGGGUGUGUUUAGAAACUCGAUAAUUCACCGGCCAGGUGGCUGGAGCUCCUCCGUCUACCGUCGGUUCCGCCCAUUCCCUGCUUCUUAUCCCCUCCAUCUCCGGUCCCCAGCUCGAUCUGUGACCGCCGGCUCCGACGAUGGCCACCGGCCUCCUUCUAUCCCUCUCCUCCGUGCCCCUCGCCUCUUCGAUCGCCCGACCGAGGCUCCAAUGCCUCUCGCCCGCCCUCGCCCCCGUCUCCCGCGCAGCACCAAUCACCGCCCCCGCCGUUCCCCUCAGGCUGAUCUGCCGUGCUCUUCCCGUUGCGGGCGGGCCGUCGAUGAGGAUUAAGCAGGAGAGCAAAAGGCGUACUGGAGUGGUAUGCUAUGCUGCGCCGCUCAGCCCGCAUACUCUUCAGUGGGUUUCUGCUGCCUCCAUCGCGGUAUUAAUGUUUGCCAAAGGCACAUCGAUCCACAAAUCAUUCCUUCUCCCCCUUUUUGCUUUGCAAGCUCCUUCCAGUGUCAUUUCAUGGAUCAAGGGUGACUAUGGCAUUUGGACUAUAUUUUUGGCACUUCUAGUCCGUAUUUUCUACUACCUUCCAGGUCAACUUGAGUUGCCUUUCUUAGCAAUGAUGCUUGUCAUUGUAGCUCCUUUUCAGACCCUGAACCUAAGAAGUACUCAAUCUGGUGCGGUCGUGUCUUUGGCGAUAGCCUCCUAUCUGGCAUUUCAGCACUUCUCCAGAGUAGGAAGUAUGAGAAAUGCUUUCGACCAAGGCUCCAUAAUAGCAACUUUAGCCAUCAUCUUUCUCACCGUCAUCUCCUGCUUGUUACUCCUCUGAUCCUGCUCCGACAAGAAGCUGUCAAAUGUAAUAAUCUUCGAGCCUGCAUUUAUCUCUUCUCGACUCAUCUUCCAGCUUCGCCAUCGUCAUCUUGCAUAGUUUCCAUCAAAAUCUUCAUUUGCAUAUCAUGUCAUGGCAAACUAUUUAAUGUGAUUUGUAGGGAUAAUAAAUGAGAUUCCAAAGGCCCAAUCCAAGGAAUGCAUGCAAGCACUGUGUGUGUGUUUUUUUUUAAUAAUAUCAGAUAUCUAACAUAAGUUGACUAA